AUGUUUGACUUCCAAAAAGGACGAGGCCCGCUGGUCGAGGUGCAGGCGAUCGUGCGCGGCACGGCGCUGCUGCCCUGCGACAUCGAGCCGCCCGCGCCCAACGACAGCGUCAUCCUCGCCAUCUGGUUCAAGAACGAGAUGACGCCCUUCUACAGCUACGACGCGCGCGGCCGCGCCUCGGAGUCGGCGUCGCACUGGCGCGACAAGGCGAUCCUGGGUGAGCGCGGCUACUUCCGCACCGUCACCACGCCGGCCACGCUGUCGCUCAGCGAGAUCUCGGAGCGCGACGAGGGCGUCUACCGCUGCCGCGUCGACUUCCGACAGUCACCGUCCCGCAACACACGCCUCAACCUCACCGUCGUAGUUCCUCCGCAGAGGCCGACCAUCUUCGACGAACUGGGCCGUGAGCUGGUGGACCGCGCAGGACCUUACGAAGAGGGGGGCCAGAUGCGGCUCACAUGCAUCGUGACUGGAGGGCGGCCACCACCCUCGGUGCUGUGGUGGCGAGGAGAGCGGCUGCUGGAUGCGCUGGAGCUGCCCAGCUCUUCGUCCUUCCCAAACGUCCGCAAGAGCCAGCUAGUGGUACCGAGGUUGCGGCGUGCAGACCUAGGCGCCAUCUUCACCUGCCAAGCGGCCAAUAACAACAUUAGCCAGCCCGCACAGGCCAGCGUCUCCCUGGACCUCAACUUCAGGCCGCUGUCGGCGAGCAUCCUGAGCAGCGAGCAGCCGCUGUCGGCCGGCCGCAGCUACGAGCUCACCUGCCGCUCCGUGGGGUCGCGGCCGCCCGCCCGCAUCUCCUGGUGGCUGGACAGCACCAUGCUGCAGGGCGCCGUCGAGUCGGUGACGUCUGACGGCAACGAGACCAUCUCCCGGCUGCAGCUGACGCCGGCGCCGGCUGACCACGACAAGAUGCUCACCUGCCGCGCCGAGAACCCGCAGCUGCCCGCUGCCGUUGAGGAGGACUCCUGGCGCCUCAACAUCUUCUAUGUUCCUCAGACUGAGCUUCGCUUAGGAGCAAACCUGAAUCCUAACGACAUCGAGGAAGGGGACGAUGUGUACUUCGAAUGUGAAGUCAACGCCAAUCCCAGUGCCUACAAAGUGAUGUGGAAGCACAACGGGGCGCCGCUGCAUCACAGCACGUCUGACGGCAUCAUCGUAAGUACGCACAACCUGGCGCUGCAGAUGGUGAGCAAGCACCAGGCUGGCAACUACACCUGUUCCGCCUCCAACAUCGAAGGCGACGGCGCCAGCAACACCGUCCAGCUCAGGGUCAUGUACAAGCCGGUGUGCCGGCCCGGGCUGCAGCGCGUGUACGCCGUGGCGCGGCACGAGGUGGCGCGCGUGCAGUGCCGCGUGGACGCCUUCCCGCUGCCCGACGCCUUCCGCUGGUCCUUCAACAACUCGGCGGAGAGCGUCGAGGUGCCGCCGCACCGCUUCAACUCGUCCGCCACCGCCUCCGUGCUGGCCUACACGCCCGUCGCCGAGAUGGACUACGGCACCGUGCUCUGCUGGGCCGACAACACGGCGGGCCGCCAGCCGCACCCCUGCGUCUUCCACGUCAUACCUGCUGGCAUCCCGGAACCGCCGUUCAACUGCUCGGUGGCGAACCAGACGUCCGAGACGGUGCACGUGCGCUGCCUGGAGGGCUUCGACGGCGGGCAGCCGCAGCUGUUCGUGCUGGAGGUGGCGGACGCGGCGGGCGGCCUCGUGCUGGCCAACCUGUCGUCGCGUGCGCCGCUCUUCACGGUGGAGGGGCUGGCGCCGGGCCAGGCGCUGCGCCUCUCCGUGUACGCCGCCAACUCCAAGGGCCGCAGCGACGCCGUCCACUUCGAAGGCGCCACGCUCAAGGCGGCCGAGAAGCAGACAGGCCCGCCCGACCAGCUGGAGAUGUCGCCGCUGUUGGGGGUGCUCCUCGGCUUGGUGCUGGUGCUGGUGGUGGUGACGGCCGUGGUGGUGGGCACGCUGAGAGCGCGCUUCAAGCGGCGGCGCAUUCCGCGGCCCGGCGACCUCGCCUUCAAAGAGAAGGCUGCCGCGCUGUUCGCGCCCGCGCGCCACGACCGGCACGACAAGGACGAGAUCAACCCGGACGUCAUACCCUCCAACUCCGUGGCAGAGACGGCGCAGGACUCGUGCGCUCAGACGCCUGCAGCGGACGUCGAGACGGAGGAGGCGGGGCUGUUGCCCGCAACGCCGGGUCAACCGCCGCCCCCUGGUGGCCCCGUCGCUGACGCCGCCCUCGUUGCAGAGCAGCGGCUGCAACUUACGUCCAACGGACAGCCGCCUCCCACGAGAAGGGACGUUUGGGACUGUCAGGGGCCCGGUGUAGACAGCCCUACAGAGCCUGCGCUGCCGGCUGCGGCCUUUGCGCCUGAGCGGCCUUCGGCGCUGCCCAGCAGACUGCCGCCCCUGGUGCCGGCACCGCCCUCCGUCGCGUCGGUGCUGGCGUCACCUGUCACGCCCACGGGCUGCGGUCACCCACUCCGAGAGAUCGUCACCGUGCGUACGCCGCUCAUGGCCGCCGCCCACCAGGAGAGCUGCGUCUAGCGCGUGGGACUGACUGCAGACUGAUACACCUCGUGUUCCAGUAUCGACUUCUCACGAGAACAGCGCAACUGUAGCUGUCACAACUCGUCAUACGGUAUCCGGCGACAAUAGUGCAAAAUAGAAAUGGAAGGUCCUGUUGGGGAAGGGUUAUGAACUGUGGGAACACAUUUCCUACUUCUCAGUAUCACCUCCGUACCAGGAACUUAGUUUACUGACGUGAAAUUUGAUGGCCCUCGAACGCAUACCUCUCACGGUCAGAAAACGUACUCUCGCAUUACUCGCCUGCAGAUUUGCUUAAGUUCUGCUGUGCUUCUGAAGGUUAAAGACGUAACGUAUUUGCUCAGAAGCUACCAGUGGAUGAUACUACAGCGCUCAAAUGUAUACCUGCUAAUCCUGUACCCAGAUCCAGCGUGACAUGGUGCAUAAUUAUAGUACACUGAAACAGGAUUAUCAACUGUAUUGAUCACUUACAUAGGGCAUUGAUCACAGUCGUAUUAGGUUGAUUCGAUAUUUAAUCAUAACUGCUGGGUGGUUUUCCAUUGGCACUUAAUGAUUAAAUAUAUUCCAAUGACCAGAGCAGCGUCUUGUGUUCUCUCUCCUCUUUACAAAUGACUCAUUAUGCUACUGACUUUGUGGUGCGUCUCGUCUACUCUCCACUUAAAAAUGGUUCACUUCCUGCCUUUCAGAUAUGGUUCAUUAUGUGACUGAGAUCAUUGGUGUUGCAUUAAAAUUCACAGAAAAAUUUGAACACUUUGCUCGUUAGAAAAUAUUUCUCAACUUGUCAUAUUUUCCUGUUCAAAGGAAAGAUAAGUGAUCAGGAACUGUGACAGUUCUUUCCUUUACUCUUUAGUCUCUCUUGUUUAUCAAAAGUUUCAUUGAGUGUUAUUAUCUACUGAAAUGGAUACUAUACUCGUUUACAUAUGUGAUGAGUAGUAAAACUGUAACCUACAAAAUUUUGCAAUUAUCCUCUUUGUCCAUGAAAUUACAUUCAAAUUUUCUGAGCCGAGUUCAUUUGCUUGAUAUAAUAACACCACCCUAGAGAAAGGAGGAGUGUGUCACUGAGUUUGUAAGUUGAUGGCGUUGUUUUCGAUAUAAUAUACAAAUUCCCUUCUAACGAUCUCUUCUGCACUAUGCUAAUAACACAAAGAAUAACCUGAGUAUAUUUUAUGGUGUUUCAAACUGUACAUUAUUAAGUGACUUCCUCAGUUUCACUAAUACAUGUGUACAGUAAAUAUACGGGAUUUAAGUCACACUGGAGAUCAGUUGUGCAGCCAGAAUGUAAUAAUUCAAUAAGUGCAUGUUUAUGUACAAGCUAUGAUCGUUUUGAAAAUGCAGUAUUUAUAUGUGAUGUAAUUGUUAAUGAAUACUGAUAUUUAUACAUGUGUUACCAUGUGCUUGGAAAAUUUUUAUGAAGCAACAUUGAUCGCAGAGGAUAUAAAUGUCUGUAUAAAAACCGUUGGGUGUUAAACAUUUAUGAAGACUGUUUGCUGAAAAGAAUGCAUAUCGAUGACAUGUUUAUUCUUCGAAUGUACGAGCGAGGAGAGUUUAUAACAAAUCCUACUCAAUACUGUUCAGCGUUCUAUGAAGAACUGUUGUGAGGCCACAUUUUAGCUUAUAUAUGCCUAUUCCUAAAGACCAAUGCGAAAUUACAUACAAAUUGUCGGAACUGAUGUGACUGUGAGAUGUGAGAUAAAAGUUUAUUAAGUUUUGUACAUCUUUCACAAACUUCACGUGUCAUAUGAUUUUGGUAUUUUUGUAUUUGUCGAGAUAGAUCUCUAAUUAGUCAGAAGUGUAAUCCCAAAUUAGUUCAGCUGAAUGAAACUGCAGUUAUCUCUGAUGUAUGUGUCAUGAUUUCCUAACAAUGCAAUAAUGUUGUAAUUUUAUGUAAAGAGAUUUAAUUUGUGUGUCUACAACACUAUACCGAGAAACAUGUUUACACUUCUCUUUUACUUUUCCGAACUUACUAAUAAUAUUGUAACGUUAACAAAAUGGAUUGUAUAC
Molecule: messenger RNA, 4545 nt
Organism: Schistocerca americana (American grasshopper)
Lineage: Eukaryota; Metazoa; Arthropoda; Insecta; Orthoptera; Acrididae
Product: nephrin-like
Exons: 16
Coding region: 1-2544 (847 amino acids)
Molecular function (GO): protein binding
Source: RefSeq, a predicted model, not a curated record